This is a messenger RNA of Bombyx mandarina (wild silkworm), 1866 nucleotides long. Its product is annotated as protein obstructor-E. Gene Ontology annotation, molecular function: chitin binding. The record is from RefSeq and is a predicted model, not a curated record. NCBI's taxonomy places the organism in Eukaryota, Metazoa, Arthropoda, Insecta, Lepidoptera, Bombycidae. Gene Ontology annotation, cellular component: extracellular region.
GCCGCAGUCGAACUAUGCUAACUGACGCCGUCGCUAACGUCCUCAAACGCGUUUGUAAUAUCGAACACUAAUAACAUUUUCGACGAGUGUGUGUUGCCUGUUUCGAACUAAAUUUUAUCAAAGAACAUAUAUAUACAAUGUUUGGACGACGUUGGACGAGUGUUCUCGUGAUCCUGGCAGCCAUAAACCUAACAUCAUGUGCCCAAAUCGAGGACCCGUGCAAGACCAAAGCUAGAAUAGUGGCCGAUGACAAAUACUGCGACAAGUAUUGGGAAUGUGACAACGGACAAUCGGUACAAUACGACUGCCCCAAUGGACUUGUUUUUGCGGGCAAACAUCGAGGGGUGACUGAGGGCUGCGAUUACCCUUGGAGGUCAAAUUACUGCGAGUACCCGAAGGCUCAGAUAAAUCCCCCAAUCGGCACGGAGCACUGCGACUGGCUGUACGGUAUCUUUGGCCACGAGACCUCCUGCACCAGGUACUGGACCUGCUGGAACGGCACCGCCACGGAGCAGCUUUGCAUCGGAGGGCUUUUGUACAAUGAGAACGCCCACUCUUGUGACUGGCCUGAGAACGUUGACGGUUGUCAAAAGCAUCCUCUCUGCAACGAGGACCCGAACGGUAACGUGCCCUUAGGCAAGUCCUGCAACCGGUACUGGCAGUGCCAGGGCGGAUAUCCUCGGCUGCAGCGUUGCCCUGCUAUGUUGGUGUUUGACAGGCGCUCGCUGAGAUGCGUGGUACCACCCACCGAGGACUGCGACAUCCCCACCACCACCGCUCCACCACCAGAAGAAGAGCAGCAGGAUGCGCGACAGGGACAACACCAGAAGCGGCCCUCCAACGAUUUCCAAGAGCAGCAACAGGGCCGCACAAGACCGAGGAACUAAUUCCUGUACGACUUUAAUUAGUUCAUGUUUAAUUUUAACCAAAACUUUUUUGUACUCUUUGUAAGGACGCCUUCUCAUUUCCCACCAUUUUGUGGCGCCCAACAAUGCGAUUAUUAAACGUCUCUAAAACUCAUUAAGAUAAUUAACGCAAAAUGGCUCUACGUUUCAAUAAUUAUUAUAAUGAGCAGAACACGAGAAACGCCAUGUAAUUAUUUAUAUGUAAUGUUUAUGUAUGCCGAAUAAUGUUUUUAUUUUAUGCAGAUAAUGUUUCGAAGUCACAGAUAAUAAAUAUGACAGAAUGCAUUCUUUGGCACACAGAUAAGAUACAACAUGCCUACGUAAAUGAGUUUAAUAAUUUAUCGCAUUUAAUUUCUACUUCAGGCUUAUGGUAUGUAUAGUCGUUUAUUAUGUUGGGAUUAUUGAAAAAUAUAAUUUAUCUGUGCUCAUUGUAUAUGUAAACAUUUUUUAAUCUGUCACAACUCUGUACUCUAUGUUCAAGUAUCUCUAUAUGAAGGAUUCUUUGGUAGGAACGCGAGCAAUGAAGUUAUUUGAAUUGUUUUAUUUAAUAAUUUUGCUUAUUGGGAAUAUUAAUCAUUUUCUAUAUGUAAAAGUGCACAAGAGUGAAAAAAAACAAUUUCACUGAAAGUAGCAUCUCUGAUUCUUCCGAAGAGUCCCUUGAAUCUCACCAUUUCGUUUGGUGAUUCAUUUAUUUCAUCCUAUAUCCCUUAAUUCCAUCCCAUUUCAUGAUAUUGUGAACUUCAUUUCAUGUCAUUCUCGUUUAUUAAGCUAAAUAGGGCUUUGACUAUAUGACAUAAAAUACUUUUCUGUAUUAGCUACAUUCCCUUUAUCUGGCUGGCAAAAGAAACAAAAAAAAGUUGUAUUCACUCCCAAUGUCUCAGUUUAGUUAUGUAAUUAUUUUUUAAGGUUUUAUCGUAAGUGUAAAAUACUGCCAAGUGUCUAAUAAAAUACUCUUUACUUU